GAUGAGAGUGACUUUCUUGGCAGUAUUCGUGACAUAUUCAUGCGCCUUUAAGUUGCAGAAUCCUUUUUCCAACGAUGCUGCAAUUGACACCUUUAAGCAAGGAAUUGAGAUUGACGACUUUUUGAGUGCUGCAGGCAUUUCAACUAUCCAAGAUAAGACACAUGUCCACCACUUGAUGGAUGCCUGGAAAGAUAUUUUGAAGGACCUUGGACCAGAUGCAUUACGGAGGAAGAUUGACCAGUAUACACGUGGCUUUAUCGUUGAAACCCCCGCUGGUGACACAUCAUUUAAGCUAAAUGAAGAAAUCGCCACUGAUUACGAAGCCGUUAAUCAUCCGAAAUUUUCUAGUUAUCAACUCAGAGUCAAGGAAAGUAACCCUGAAGCUCUCAAGUUGGAUCUGGUCCGCCAAUUCACAGGAUACUUAGAUCUUUUGGAUGCUGACAGACAUUUUUUCUAUUGGUUCUUUGAAUCGAGAAAUGACCCAAAGACUGACCCAAUCAUUUUGUGGUUGAAUGGUGGGCCUGGUUGUGCAUCUUCGACGGGAAUAUUUUUCGAAUUGGGCCCUUCGUCCAUCUCUGCGGAUACAGAGCCAGUUUUCAAUCCACAUUCAUGGAAUUCCAAUGCUUCUGUGAUAUUUUUAGACCAACCUGCUGGUGCGGGCUACUCCUACGUUGGCGAAACUGGUACUAGAGUGGGGACUUCCACUGCUGCUGCUAAGGACAUUUAUGCAUUUUUAGAAUUGUUCUUCGCCAAGUUCCCACACUUUAGAAACAACAAAUUCCAUAUUGCCGGUGAGUCAUAUAGUGGCCAUUAUAUCCCGGCUGCUGGUCACGAAAUAAUCACACACAAGGACAGAACGUUUAACUUGAGUUCAAUUUUGAUAGGUAAUGGUAUUGUUGACCCACUUGUCCAAGCGGGGUCGUUCAAACCUAUGGCAUGUGGCGAAGGUGGCUACAAACAAGUACUCACAGAUGAAGAAUGUGCCAAUUUGGACGUAUUGUACGAUAAGUAUGUGCCAAUGGCUGAAGCGUGCUACAAAUCGAUGACUCCGUUUGCAUGCGUACCAGCAGCAUUGUAUUACGGAAAGAUAAAGCAGCCUUUUUAUGACACCGGUCUCAACAAAUAUGAUAUCCGGACGUCAUGUGAAGGCAAGAGUGACUUGUGCUAUCCAGAAAUCGCUCACAUAGACGCAUAUCUAGACUCAGAUUGGGUCAAGGAAGUAUUGGAUAUAGACCCUGCUGUUGAAAUGUACGAAACUUGCAGUGAUGAAGCUGAAGAGCCAUUCAAUCUAUCAGGAGACACGCAAAGGCCAUCUCACCAAUACGUAGCUGAAUUACUUGAACAUAAUGUACCAGUUCUUCUCUACUCAGGUGACAAGGACUACACUUGCAAUUGGUUAGGAGGACACAUGUGGUCCGAUAAAUUAGAUUACAGUGGACAAUACGAAUUCCAAAGAGCUACAUUCAAACCAUUUAUGACUAGUAAGAACGCUCAGGCAGGAGAAGUAAAAAAUUAUGAUAUUUUUACUUUCUUACGUGUCUAUGACGCGGGGCACAUGGUUCCACAUGAUAAGCCAGAGGUGAGUCUAGAUUUUUUGAACAAAUGGUUGUCUGGGGACUACUCCUUGGGCACUAAGAAGACUGUUUAAAAUGAUGGACAAGAAUAAACCCGAUAACAAAGAUUAGAUGCAUCAAAGGUUAUCUGCCAGGUCCUAUUUAGGUAACUGAUUCCAGAUUCAAGUGAAGUUAAUUUUCUUUAUAUUUUACAAAAACUAAAUAAGAUAUAUGACUAUGAUACAGUUAAUACCCCCUAAUAAAUAUAUGCCACCAAAGAUGGGGGAUAUCUCAUUAGUAUUUGGUACUAAAAACUAUGGUGUGGGAAAAUGAAAGUUUUCUGAGCUAAAAUGAAAUUUCAAGAAUAUACACAAGCCCAAUGCGGAAGUCCCUUGCGGUAUACAAGCUGACAAAAAACAAUCAAAGGUUCCGGAAUGCAUUAUCUAUUAUAAUGAUAACCCAUUACGCAUACUGUGUAUUUCAAAGGGCUAGAUACCGUUAAGAAUAAGGUAUAAAAGGAUGUCCAGCUAUCAUCUUUGGAAUUAUGUUUGUAGUAUCAGUAAAC
This is a messenger RNA of [Candida] anglica, 2118 nucleotides long. Lineage: Eukaryota; Fungi; Ascomycota; Pichiomycetes; Serinales; Debaryomycetaceae. The record is from the annotation of a GenBank genome assembly.